This is a messenger RNA of Auanema sp. JU1783, 444 nucleotides long. The record is from the annotation of a GenBank genome assembly. Lineage: Eukaryota; Metazoa; Nematoda; Chromadorea; Rhabditida; Rhabditidae.
AUGGCCGUUAUGGAUAUAUACCCUAUGGAAGAUGAGAUACUUAGCUUAGAUAAUGAUAAGAAAUGUAACAUCUGUGAUAGAUUAUUUUCAAAUGUGUCAGCAUUACGACUUCAUCGAGUGAAAACUCAUAAAAUAGUAGAAUCAAUCGAAGAUAAAAGAAUAUUUUACAAAUCAACUGAUGGCCAAGCCAGAACAUUUGUGUUUCACUGUCCUGUGCAGAAGUGUAGAGAACGUAAAGUUAAGUUUCAAGGUAUGCGAAACCUUAAACAGCAUUAUUUACGGGUCCAUACCGAAAAAACGUUGGUAUGCGAAUGUGGAACAAGGUUCUCUUUACAAAAAGAUUUUGCUUAUCAUAAAAAGUCAAGAUGCCUCUCCCGAGAUUUACGUAGGUUUUUAUCAAUUUAUUAUUGUGAAAGCUAUAUGGGCGGGGUGCCUGUGUACUGA